UGCAGAUGAAAUCCAGAUUAUUAAUGAUGACUCAGAUCUGUCCAGUGUGAAUGCGUAUCUAGGGAACGAUGGGUUUGUUAUAUGGCUGGCACCAGCCAAUUUCAUGGCUCAGUGCACCAUAAACAUUCAGUAUUAUCCAUUUGAUUCGCAGACAUGUUACUUCGUGGUCUCAUCAUGGUUGUUCCUUGAAAGUCAUUUAGAAUUAGGAGGAUCAGCUGCAUCGAUAAAUAUGGACCUUUACGAAGAAAAUGGUGAAUGGGACCUCACUGCAUCAAAAGUUGAAAAUAUAACAAGGACAUUACUUGGGCAUCCUUUACCUGCUGUAAAGUUUACAACAUUUCUUACCAGAAAAUACUCAUACUACCUCAUGAAUAUGUUGCUGCCCGUCAUUGUACUAGCAGUUAUGGCACCUUUCGUAUUCAUGUUGCCGAUAGAAAGUGGAGAAAAGAUUGGAUAUGGUUUGACAAUCUUAUUGUCGUUAUCUGUUGUCAUGACACUUGUAUCUCAAAGUAUUCCACCAACAUCAACACAUAUAUGUGUCCUUAGUGUGUACCUGUUGGUAACAUUUAUUAUCUGUUCCCUGGAGACAUUGUUGACAGUGGUGGCAUGCAGAAUUCAUGACUUUCACAAGAAAGGACACAUAAUGGGUCCAAAACUAAAGAACAUGACAAUGCUGCUGGCAAGAAUUACCCAUUCUAGUCAAUUGCUUACUGACACUAUCACGACAAAGAUUACACAGAAGAACGCAUCUCUAGAAAAGGUUGAACUUACACUGGUGGAGAAAAAUCACUUAGAAAAAGCGAUCAUACAAAAUAGAGCACGGGAUAAACAAGACAGAGAGGAAACCGAACAGUCUGGCGCAAGGAAUUACAGUUUUGAAGACUUAGCCCUUGUAUUCGACAAAUUUAAUUUUAUAUUGUUUGCAAUCAUCACGGUUACUGUAACUGUUGUAUUUAUGGUAGUGCUGCGGUUAGGCGGAUCAUCGUAAUCUGACAUCGACAGUUUUACUGUGAAUAGUUGACAUUCUUAAACGCGAUUUAGAUAAGAACGUGUUUUAUUAAUUGGGACCAAUGGUUUAUUAAUUUAGUAAAUAUA
Messenger RNA from Mercenaria mercenaria, 1095 nucleotides. Its product is annotated as neuronal acetylcholine receptor subunit alpha-9-like. The annotation marks the transcript as partial. The transcript is spliced from 5 exons. Gene Ontology annotation, molecular function: transmembrane signaling receptor activity; neurotransmitter receptor activity; extracellular ligand-gated monoatomic ion channel activity. Gene Ontology annotation, biological process: monoatomic ion transmembrane transport; regulation of membrane potential; nervous system process. Gene Ontology annotation, cellular component: membrane; synapse; neuron projection. NCBI's taxonomy places the organism in Eukaryota, Metazoa, Mollusca, Bivalvia, Venerida, Veneridae. The record is from RefSeq and is a predicted model, not a curated record.